This is a messenger RNA of Vombatus ursinus (common wombat), 2329 nucleotides long. It is a transcript of the gene SHISA5, whose product is annotated as shisa family member 5. The transcript is spliced from 6 exons. The record is from RefSeq and is a predicted model, not a curated record. Lineage: Eukaryota; Metazoa; Chordata; Mammalia; Diprotodontia; Vombatidae. Gene Ontology annotation, cellular component: endoplasmic reticulum. Gene Ontology annotation, biological process: positive regulation of canonical NF-kappaB signal transduction. The coding region runs from base 321 to 761 and encodes 146 amino acids.
ACGGGGCGGGGCCGGGACCGGGGCUAGAAGGAAGGAGGGUCUCUGUUCCCGUCCCGCUUGCCCCCACAAUUCCGACGGGAGAUGCUCUAGGCUGCCACCGGCCCCGGCGCUGGCUCCAGCUGCGGUCCUGACCCUGCUCCCACGAAGGGGACCGAGCGCCCACUGAAGGUGAGAGGUGUGGGUUCUUUGAAUCCUGUUCAGCGUUCUGUUGUGGGAACUGCAUCUUCAAAUACUGUUGCUCAGAUGAGCUAAAGAAGAUUGAUGACGACAUUCUGUGCUCUGGUGACAAAUCAAUAAAGUGGGAAGAAAAAGACAAGAAAAUGACGUUUGACUUUGACCAUAGCCCCCCACCAGGUUUCGGGACAUUCGUGGGCAUUGGAGCAACCAUCUUUGUGCUCAUUGUGGUCACCAUCAUCCUCUGUUUAACGUGUUCCUGCUGCUGUUUGUACAAGAUGUGCCGAAGGCCCAGACCUGUGGUGACAACCACUUCGACUACUGUGGUCCACUCUGCAUACCCACAGCAGCAAGGUGUGCCACCUGGUUACCCUGGGGCCAUGUAUCAAGGCUACCAACCUAUGCCUGUCCAGCCUGGGAUGCCAGUUGCGCCUUAUCCAACCCAGUACCCGCCACCCUACCCUGCCCAGCCUACUGGACCUCCUGCCUACCAUGAGACUCCGUCUGCAGGUGCUGGAGCACCGUACCCUAUCAGCCAACCUCCAUACAACCCUGCAUACAUGGAGCCUCCAAAGACUGCCUAUUGAGUUGCUUCUGUGCUCUGCCCCUGAAGACCCCCCUCUCUCUUUUCCUCCUCUUCCUGUCAGUGUGUGUUUGAGCGUGUGGGAAUGAGUGUCUGUGUCAUCUUCUCUUCUCCCAAGUAAAUGCAAGCUGUAUGUUGUACUUGUAACAUUCUGUUUCCCCACAAUAUAUGGGCUGGGAUGAGAGACAGUGAAAUGACAUUUCCUAAAACUUUCCUCAGAUCAUUCUGGAAAAUGAGUUGGUGUGAUUUUUGCCAAGUCACAGGAAAAAAGGAAGAGGCUUGUGAAACCAGCAUUAGUUAGGGCAGUGUUUGAAGGGUAGUUAAAGGAAUAGAUGAAAAUACCCAUGUCAGCACAUGGCUUUUCACCAUGCCAUGAGUUGCCAACCUUGACCUGAAGACCAGAAGAGGCCCUCCAUCCUGGUGCUGGUUCCUGAAGGCCUCACAGAACCCACGUCCUCCACAGUGCCCUGCUGAUCAGAGAGAGGACAGCAGCAACAUCAGGUGGUCAGUGGCUUUGGCUCUCUGACCAUGUCAGCUUUAGGGUACUUCUUUAAAAUUCUUAUCAGCUCUGUACUGGCCAAGAGACAUUGUCAGAUGCCACAGCAUAAUUCACUCUCUGCUUCUAGGGCCCUCAGCUCCUUCCCGUCUCGGGGUCCCUGCCAGGGCCCCAGCUCUCCCUCUCCAUCCAGUCUCCAUGUGGAAAGAGGAUUAGGUGGGGACUUCACCCUCCUGGCUGCUGAGAGGAACUUGGAGCCAGCCAGAAGGGUGCAUCUGUGUGUUCUGGGAUUUGGGAAGGAUCCUCUUGGAUCUGAGGUCUGAAUUGUUUGUUGUAGUCAUUAAACAGAUCUGGCCAGCACUUGGCUGAAGAAGGUAGAUAGAAAUCUUGUCCCUUCCUCUGUCAGAGAAGGGAGAUAAGAUGGGUGCUAGGCUUGUCUCAGUUCUGUUUGCUGAGCUGCUCUCUCCCAUUCAUUCCCUUGUCAGGAAGGACAUCCAGACUCAGGUUUGUCAACCCUUGUUCUCUCUUAAUUUUUUUUUAAACUUAUCCCAGGGUUGGUAGCUAUUGGGACCUGUUUGUCUCCUGGGGCAAGAGAUUUUGAUGACAUUUAAGCUGCAAGUAGCAUAUGCUCAGGCUUGCCCAUGGUGGGUGGGGUGCAGGAUGGAUAGGGAAGAAAAGGAGAGGGGACUAUGCCCCAGAGGAGAGGGGGCCAACCAAAUUCCCUCUUUGUUCUUCUGUAAUUGGAGGGAAAUGGAUUGAGAUAAGGGUCCCUCCCAGCUUCAGAAUCCUAUAACCUAGCUUGGGUCUCCUCUUCAGUUAAUCCUGUCCUUCGUCUCCCAAAACCCAAAAGGAAGGGGGUUAGGUGGAAUGGCACUGAAGGCUGAUUGUGGGUUGGCUGGGUCCUGUCUAGAAGGGGGAUGGGCAUUUGGUUUCAGAGCACAGACUUUUCUGGUUUCAUCCUUGGGUCACUCUCACUCUCUCAUUUGUAACCAGUUGCCUCUGUGUGUUCUGUGAAGGGGCCUGUUCCUGUUUGGGCCAAGCUCUUAUUUGUAAUAAACCUAUGGAUUUGAAAAUGA